GCCCCUCCAUUUCGGUGAUCCCCAGUGACAUGGUGGUCCAAGGAGAAAAAGUCACCAUCCAGUGCACAAAUGAAUAUGACCAAUUUGCAGAAUUUAGUCUCAUCAAACAAGGGGCUUCAGAACAACCACCAGCCAAAAGCACAGUGCAGAAAAUAGCCGAAUUCCUUAUUCCCAGUGCCCAAGAAUCAGACGGAGGGAUCUAUUUUUGUGACUAUCGAUUAUACCAGAGCUUUGACAGAUACUCAAAAUUCAGUAACAGAACAUAUAUCAAUAUAACAGAUCCCAGCGUCUCCAAACCUUCCAUCCAUGUGGAACCAAAGGGACAGCAAAUUCUUGAUGCGAAUGUCUGGAUCCACUGCCAGGGGCCAGAGAACAACUUGACCUUCUCCCUCUAUCGGUCAGCAGACUUUAUAACAUCCCAAAGGACAAAACCAGAGAGUUCCUUGGCCAAGUUUCCCAUCUUUGGGGUCAGGCUGGAAGACACAGGGAACUACAGUUGUCGCUAUCAGCUGAGAGGAAAACCCUUUGUGUGGUCAGGGUUAAGUGACCCUGUGCAGCUGGAGGUGAGAG
Messenger RNA from Python bivittatus (Burmese python), 570 nucleotides. The record is from RefSeq and is a predicted model, not a curated record. Lineage: Eukaryota; Metazoa; Chordata; Lepidosauria; Squamata; Pythonidae.